GUAAAACUGUAACCGCACAAAGCCGUCGUAAUUUGUAAAUGUUUACUUUCUGAUUUUUUUUCUUCCUAAGUCAUACGUGUUUUUGUCUUGUCAUAUCUAAAUUGAAUCAAGAAUAGAUUAAUGUUUGAAUUCGCGUUUGAAAAUUUUAGUUAGAGUUGAAUCACUACAUUCCAAACAAAUGAAUUGCACUUGAUUUAGUUUUUGUAAAUCGAAAUGUGGUCUUUUUUUAGUAGAGAUGCAGCAAAGGAUUUUGCUUUCGAACUUGGUGCUGAAGUGGAAGGUUUAAAAGAUUACUCAAUCUGGAAAUUGCAUUCUGGAAAGAAAAAAGCAUCUGGGGAGGCAGUCAGCAUCUUUGUGUUUGAAAAUUCUUCACCAGAAACUGCAUCUUUGUUAGAAAUUGCUAAAUCUGCUUUGAAAAGAUUGAAGACUCUAAGACAUCCUAGUAUAUUGACAUAUGUAGAUAGCUUGGAAACUGAUAAACUUGUGUACUUAGUUGUUGAGCCUGUGGAGCCUUUAGAACUCCAUUUGAACAAAAAUUCUUAUACAGCUGACCAAAAGAAUCUGGCAAUAUCAUGGGGUUUAUAUCAAAUAGCUUCUGGUCUUAGUUUUCUCAACAAUGAUUGCCACCUGUCACAUAAUAAUGUUUGCUUGUCUUCUGUGUUUGUGGAUCGAGCUGGUGAGUGGAAGCUUUUUGGUUUGGAGUAUAUUGCACCUGAAUCUUACCCUGUGAAAGUUUUACCUUCUCUUCAGAUUUAUAAUCCACCUGAACAGGGAAGCAAUCAUUAUGCUAAGGAGUCUUCCAAUUCUUGGGCUUGUGAUAGCUGGGGUUUUGGUUGUUUGAUCUGGGAAGUUUUUAAUAGUAGAUUAAGCAAAAUCUCCUCUCUGAAAAAUACAGGAAAAAUUCCUAAUAAUCUGUGCCCUUUUUACUGUGAACUUGUUUGUGCUAAUCCAGAUUCUCGACCAAGUUCCUCAACUUUUUUGAAGAAAGCUUCCAAAGCAAAAGGAUAUUUUAAAAACAAAUUUGUGGAUACCAUGCUCUUCUUAAGAGAAAUACAUAUCAAAGACACUGAGGAAAAAUUGAAAUUUUUUAAUAAUUUAUCUUCUUCACUGGAUUCUUUUCCGCAAGAUAUAUGCCUGUAUAAAGUAUUACCUGAACUUGUUAAUGCCUUUGAAUUUGGAAAUGCUGGUUCUUCUGUUUUAACCCCCAUGUUUAAGUUAGGAAAGCUAUUGCCCGAGGAUGAGUACCAGAAAAAAAUUGUACCAUGUAUUGUAAAAAUGUUUUCGUCUAAGGAUAGAGCAACAAGGGCUAAACUUUUACAGCAGGUUGAACAGUUUAUCGAUCACAUUCAGCCUUCUGUAAUUAAUAAUCAAAUAUUUCCAAACAUUGCCCAGGGUUUCUUAGAUACCAACCCAACUAUAAGAGAUCAAACAAUAAAGUGCAUGAUGUAUUUAGCCCCUAAGCUGAACUACCAGAACUUGAAUGAUGAGAUGUUGAAACAUUUUGCUCGCCUUCAAAGCAAAGAUGAACAGGGCGGAAUUAGAACAAAUACAACUGUUUGCCUUGGAAAAAUUGCCUCUUAUCUUCAUCCACAAACAAGAAAGAAAGUUUUGAUUGCCGCUUUUUUGCGAGCUUUAAGAGAUCCGUUUCCACCCGCAAGAACAGCAGCUAUUCUGGCUUUAUCUGCUACUGAGCAUUAUUACAGUAUUAAUGAUUGUGCUACCAAAGUUUUACCUGCUCUCUGUCAUUUCACUGUUGAUCCAGAAAAGGAUAUAAGGGACCAAGCUUUUAAAGGAAUUGGAGGUUUUCUUACUAAGCUGCAAAAAGUUUCAGAUGAUCCGAGUCUGAUUGAGAAAAUGGAGGCAGAGUUACAAUCUACAACACCUGCUUCCAUUGCUGCUUCAUGGACUUCUUGGGCAGUUACAUCUUUAACUGAUAAAUUUUAUAAAUCGAAUGUAAAAUCCCAGAACAAUCCUUCUCCUCAAAGUGACACACCAUCAGCAGAAUCAGCUGCUGAAAAAUUAGAAGAACUAUCAGUUAAGUCUGAAAAGACUACAAAAGAUGAUAAUUCAUGGAAUGAUAAUUGGGGAGAUGAAGAAGAAGAUUCUAAAGCUGGAAUGAUGAGUUUACCAUCUCCUUCAACAAUCAGCCCCAGUAAUGAAAAUGAUGGUUGGGAAGAUGAAUGGGAAAGUUUGGAAACUGAUAAUAAUGUCUCAAAAAAUACUGAAAGAUUAAAGACCUUCUUUCAUGGUGACAGUGAAGAUCCAUUCAGUACAAGUACAUUUGAAAUGAAGGCAGAGGUUACAAAGGAAAUGUCUCCAUCUACACCUGAGACUGGUGGCGAUUGGAAUACCGAUAGCUGGGACAAUUGGGAAUCAAGUACAGCACCUAAAACAGGUUCUAUCUCUGAACGGAAUGCCGAAUCUCUGCAACAGAAGAAAGAAGCGAAUCGAAUGGCGAGAGAAGAAAGAAGAAAACAAAAAUUAAAAGAGAGGCAACUAGCAAGACCAGUUAAAUUAGGAGCUCAAAAAAUCUCAUCAUUAAAUGAUUAAAUGUGUGAUUUUAUUCUA
Molecule: messenger RNA, 2568 nt
Organism: Parasteatoda tepidariorum (common house spider)
Lineage: Eukaryota; Metazoa; Arthropoda; Arachnida; Araneae; Theridiidae
Gene: yata
Product: N-terminal kinase-like protein yata
Biological process (GO): protein phosphorylation
Molecular function (GO): protein kinase activity; ATP binding
Source: RefSeq, a predicted model, not a curated record